AUGUCGGCUGUCAUGGGAGACGGCACAGAUUAUCCCAGUCCAAGAAGUGAAGGACCUACCGGGCCCAGUACAAUUCUCAUUCCUGCCGCCGAAUCACUCUCUCCAUCUACAAAGAUGACCGACCCCUUGUCAAACCUCGCAAACGUCUCUCCAGAUGCAACACGCCCGCGUCUGUCGGUGCGACGGUCCCGCGACCCUCCGAAGAACGAGAGCAAUCAGAUCUUCUGCGAUCACCCUGACUGCCAGUCUAAUCCCCCUACAUUCAGGCGGCCUUGUGAAUGGAAUAAACACAUGGACAAGCAUGACCGACCGUACAAAUGCAUGGAACCGGGUUGCGACAAGAUUCAAGGCUUCACCUACUCCGGCGGUCUUCUCCGCCAUCAACGAGAAGUCCACAAAAAGAAUGCCACAACAAAGAAGGCCCUAAUGUGUCCCUACACCGAUUGUAACCGCAGUACUGGCAACGGAUUUACGCGCCAAGAGAACUUGAAGGAGCAUCUUCGCCGUCGACACAUGCAUACAGAGGGUGGAAACUCCCCCGAGUUGUCCGUCUUGACUGUCGCAGAUGUUGAAGGCCUUAAGUCGACAUUUUUAGACCCCACAGCUGGCCUGAAGCGUAAACAUGACGAUACAACCGAUCCAGAGUUCAAUGGCGUUGAUGCAAUCGACGAGACGAACAGCGUGGAUCUUCACAAUGAGGUGAAACGGCUGCGCCGCGAAGUCGAAGAGAAAGAUCGUCGUCUCGAGGAGCUUGAGAAGAUAGUCGCAGGGUUGCAACAGUCGAUGCCUCAUCAUGGUCUAUCCGUUGUCCAUGUUCCUGGAGCAGAUGUAUAA
Molecule: messenger RNA, 834 nt
Organism: Talaromyces stipitatus ATCC 10500
Lineage: Eukaryota; Fungi; Ascomycota; Eurotiomycetes; Eurotiales; Trichocomaceae
Product: C2H2 transcription factor, putative
Exons: 2
Coding region: 1-834 (277 amino acids)
Biological process (GO): regulation of transcription by RNA polymerase II
Cellular component (GO): nucleus
Source: RefSeq, a predicted model, not a curated record